GAGGGAAUAUGCGCCUCCAGUUGCAGAGUCUACGAACGACAAGUCCCAUUUGGCUUUUGCUUCGAGCUUUUAUUUGGUCGAUCGCCGCCUCACGGAGCUGCGCACGGAGAGAGCGCAAGUGAGAGCGAGAGAAAGAGAGAGAUGGCAUCGGCGGCACUCGCCUCGUCGGCGUUCGCGGUGUCGGCGUCGCCGUUGAAGACGCGGGCCCGCAGGAAUUCGCCUCCGCUUGGCGCGCAAGAUCCUUUGAAUUUCAAGCCUCUCUCCUCGCGCGCGCUGGUUCCGAGAAAAUGCUGUCCUGUAAGAUCAGCACUUUUGCAAGACAAUGACGAGAAAGUAGUCAUUGAGGAGUCAUUUGAAUCAAAGAGCAUCUUUGAUAAGGAGAGGAAUAGAAGCAGUGAUGGUACAUCUGAGAGUUCUUCUGCCAGCGACCUAGAAAGAUGGAUUAUCAAGCUCGAGCAAUCUGUCAAUAUCUUUCUUACAGACACGGUGAUUAAGAUUCUGGAUACUUUGUACAGUGAUCGGCACUAUGCAAGGUUCUUUGUACUGGAAACCAUUGCAAGAGUUCCUUAUUUUGCUUUCAUGUCAGUUCUACAUAUGUAUGAGAGUUUUGGUUGGUGGAGGAGGGCUGACUAUUUGAAAGUCCAUUUUGCUGAAAGCUGGAAUGAAAUGCACCAUUUGCUUAUCAUGGAAGAAUUAGGGGGGAAUGCUUGGUGGUUUGACCGCUUUCUUGCCCAACACAUUGCCAUCUUUUACUACUUGAUGACAGUCUUCAUGUAUGCAUUAAGCCCAAGAAUGGCAUAUCACUUUUCUGAAUGUGUAGAGAGCCAUGCAUUUUCAACUUAUGACAAAUUUCUCAAGGCCCAAGGAGAGGAAUUGAAAAAGUUGCCUGCACCUGAGGUCGCCGUAAAAUACUACACUGGGGAUGACAUGUACCUGUUUGAUGAAUUUCAAACUUCCAGACCACCUCAGUCUCGGAGGCCAAAAAUAGAGAACUUGUACGACGUGUUCCUUAACAUCAGAGAUGAUGAAGCUGAACACUGUAAGACGAUGAAGGCAUGUCAGACGCAUGGGACGCUUCAGUCGCCUCAUUCAAACCCAGAGUAUGCUUUUGAAGAUGACUUGGGUUGCGUACUUCCUCAGGCAGACUGUGAGGGUAUUGUUGAUUGUAUAAAGAAAUCUGUUGAUCCUUCCCAAAACCAAGGCUAAAAAGGGGAGCGACAAGCUACAAUUUUAAGGUUUUGUAUAGUUAUUGUAUAAAGAGACGAUAUAGCAAAAUCAUUCCGGAUGUCAUAGCCGAGAAUAAUAAAUGUCUUUGUGACCCUUUUCCAUUA
This is a messenger RNA of Rhodamnia argentea, 1331 nucleotides long. RefSeq names its product ubiquinol oxidase 4, chloroplastic/chromoplastic. Gene Ontology annotation, biological process: alternative respiration. The transcript has 9 exons. Gene Ontology annotation, cellular component: mitochondrion; thylakoid. Bases 142 to 1206 code for a protein of 354 amino acids. Lineage: Eukaryota; Viridiplantae; Streptophyta; Magnoliopsida; Myrtales; Myrtaceae. Gene Ontology annotation, molecular function: alternative oxidase activity. The record is from RefSeq and is a predicted model, not a curated record.